Colletotrichum orchidophilum is the source of this 1902-nucleotide messenger RNA. Its product is annotated as heterokaryon incompatibility protein. The record is from RefSeq and is a predicted model, not a curated record. NCBI's taxonomy places the organism in Eukaryota, Fungi, Ascomycota, Sordariomycetes, Glomerellales, Glomerellaceae. The transcript is spliced from 2 exons. The coding region runs from base 1 to 1902 and encodes 633 amino acids.
AUGUCAGCAUCUCUGCCGCACAGGCCGGUACACUCUCGACGCCGGUCCGAAAUUGACCUAGAUGACUCGCCCUCAAGCUCCAAGAGAACUCGGGGAAGGAAUGAGAUUGAAAAUUACUGCUCCCCCUGUUUGCUCCUCUUUUCGAAAAAUGGUCUGCGGGCGCUCAACUCAACGUCCGGCCUUCAACACUCCACCUUCACGGAAACUUGCUCCGCUGCUACCAGUGGCUGCUUGCUCUGCCACUUCAUCUUGGCUAAGGUCAAGAGUGAUAAUGAUCACAAUUGGCACAAAGAUGAGACUCUUACCUUCCACAACCGCUCGUCUAUGAAAAACACCAAAGUUUCACCGCCAUGGAUUGACGUCCUGGAGGGCAGUCUUCCAUCUGGAAAAGUUAUCAUUACUGUACACCCAUACACAACGGAUGGAGAUCCUGCUGCCAGUCUCGUGUAUAGGAGACCUCUACGGAGAGACGUGAAGAGCCAAACUAGUUUUUCUGCUGCUUCGCGUCUGUACGAGGAGUGCAGUAAAGGCCAUGCGCAAUGCCGCUACGGCCGAGACAGUGCUCUACCAACCCGGGUUAUUGACGUCGGUACUGUCCAGUCACCCAUGUUGAAGCUAUUCAUCAACGAUGUUGAAGAGGAAGGCAAGUACGUCGCCUUGAGUUACUGCUGGGGCGGUGAACAAGACGGCAAACUCGUCAAAACCACUCUGAAACAGAUGACCGAGGAGAUCAGAAUGGUCGACUUGGAGCAGACAGUCAAGGAUGCGGUAGUAGCCACACGGAGACUUGGUUUCAGAUAUCUUUGGGUCGAUGCAUUCUGCAUCAUUCAGGACUGCGUCCAAGACAAGAAGAAGGAAAUUGGCGACAUGGCUCUGAUCUACAAGAAUGCCGCCGUCAUGAUUGCGGCUGGGACCGCGGUCCGGGCUCAAGAUGGGUUUCUUGGAAUGGAUCAGACGUACUUGCCCAAAGAUAAGUUUCGCGUUCCCAUAUCGGGCGCAUUGGGAACCAUUUAUCUUCGAAGUGGUACGCAUAUACCCAGACAUGCCAUAGAUGAGCGCGGGUGGGUUCUACAGGAGUUUUUGUUGUCGUCCAGGAUACUCUUCUUCUCGGAAUAUGAGCUUUUGUGGCAGUGUAAGGAGAUCGACUUGCGGGGUGUCACCAGUGAGGGCCUAGAGUAUUUGCAGCCACUGGACAGUCUGCCUUGGUUGGCGUUCAACGAUGAGGCUGGGUCAAUGUUUGGGGUCCAAGAGGAGGAGCAGAGAUACCUCUGGAUGACUGUGGUUGAGCAGUAUUCACAGCGCUUGUUGGGUGAAGCGGAUGACAGGCUGAACGCGCUGAAGGGUAUCACGCUGGAACUCGAAAGUUUGUGGCGAGACUCUAAUUUCUUUGGGUUAUGGAAAAGAUGGUUUAUCGAGCAGCUGACUUGGUCGAAGAAAGACUGCGACAAAGAUGGGGAUGCAGAAAAGAAGAAGUCGACCCGGGCGCCCAGCUGGUCAUGGGCUUCUUUGAACGGGCAGAUUCGUUACACUGGCUUGCUCACGACGAAGUAUGCCAAGGUCCGGAGUACGAAUCUCUUGGAGGAACGUACCUCGCCGCAUAAUGUGGUCUUGUCGUGCCGUGUCCUCACACUUGACGAUGUGGACCAGUCCAACUUUGAUGAGGAUGCAGAGUGGGUGACAGAUUACCCCGAUUUGCCCGACAUUUCGCAUGAGAUCGGGGAUAGAGAUCCUGAGUACUUGCUCCUUGGGAGAACGUCGUCUGAAAACGCCGAAAUGCUUAUUGCGCUUAUGGUAGUUGAAGAUGAAAUAUCCAGGGGCGUCUACCGUCGGGUCGGAUUGGCAACAUUUACAGAUAUGGAUAUCUGGAAAAGUACGACUUACAGGGACAUAAACUUGAGAUAG